This is a messenger RNA of Microthlaspi erraticum, 1584 nucleotides long. Lineage: Eukaryota; Viridiplantae; Streptophyta; Magnoliopsida; Brassicales; Brassicaceae. The record is from the annotation of a GenBank genome assembly.
AUGUCGUUGUGUACAUCUAAUUUUCUUCCUUCAUCCUCUUCUAUCAAUCUCUUCUGCAACAAAUCACUUAAACCCUUUAUUCUCCCUCUCGGAUUCGCCACCUCAAGUUCUUCCUCUGUUGCGCCUCUCAAAUUCUCUACCACCAAUCACGUCCUUAGCUCUCGUUUCUCUUCAACCCGUCUCCACAGACCCCAGUUUUGGCUCCGGUGCGUCUCCGAGAAAUCUGAGCCGUCUAUUUCGGUCGUUCCCGGCGGCGCUGAGGAGAGAGUGAUUGUUCUCGUUAUCGGUGGAGGAGGGAGAGAACACGCUCUUUGUCACGCCUUGAAACGAUCUCCUUCUUGUGAUUCUGUGUUAUGCGCACCUGGAAACCCCGGUAUUACGAGCUCCGGAGAUGCUACUUGCAUACCUGACCUCGAUGUAUCAGACAGCUCAGCUGUGAUCUCUUUCUGUCGGAAAUGGAACGUUGGUUUGGUGGUUGUUGGCCCUGAAGUGCCCCUUGUUGCCGGUCUCGCCAAUGACCUGGUUAAUGCCGGUAUCCUCACCUUUGGCCCUUCUUCUCAAGCUGCUGCUUUGGAAGGCUCCAAGAACUUUAUGAAGAAUCUUUGCCACAAGUACAAUAUACCUACAGCUAAGUAUAAAACAUUUUCUGAUGCAUCGGCUGCGAAAGAAUAUAUUCAAGAACAAGGUGUACCAAUCGUGGUUAAAGCAGACGGAUUAGCAGCUGGAAAAGGAGUCACUGUCGCAAUGGAGCUAGAGGAGGCUUACGAAGCAGUUGACUCUAUGCUUGUCGAAGGUGUGUUUGGUUCUGCAGGAUGUCAGGUGAUCGUGGAAGAGUUUUUGGAGGGAGAAGAAGCUUCCUUUUUCGCACUUGUGGAUGGAGAAAACGCCAUUCCUCUAGAAUCUGCUCAAGACCACAAGCGUGUUGGAGAUGGAGACACCGGUCCUAACACAGGAGGGAUGGGAGCGUAUUCUCCUGCACCGGUCUUGACCAAGGAGCUUCAGGACGUGGUCAUGGAGACUAUAAUACAUCCCACUGUUAAAGGAAUGGCAGAAGAAGGAUGUAAGUUUGUUGGCGUUCUGUUUGCUGGUCUGAUGAUCGAGAAGAAAUCCGGCUUGCCUAAGCUGAUUGAGUUCAAUGUCCGGUUUGGAGAUCCAGAAUGUCAGGUGCUGAUGAUGCGUCUAGAGUCUGACUUAGCGAAAGUUUUGCUAGCGGCUUGUAGAGGAGAGCUAAGUGGUGUGUCGCUUGAUUGGUCGAAAGAUUCAGCGAUGGUGGUUGUGAUGGCGAGCAGAGGCUAUCCAGGUGCUUAUGAGAAAGGAUCAAUCAUCAGAAACCUUGAAGAUGCUGAAACGGUUUCUCCCGGAGUAAAGGUUUUUCACGCGGGAACCGAUCUUGAUUCAGAAGGGAAUGUUGUAGCGAGUGGAGGACGUGUUCUUGGUGUCACGGCUAAGGGAAAGGACUUGGAAGAGGCGCGUGAUAGAGCUUAUUCCGCGGUCCAUCAGAUAAACUGGCCUGGAGGUUUCUUUAGGAGUGAUAUUGGCUGGAGAGCUCUUCGCCGGGAACAAGUGGUGACUACAAAAGAGUGA